Benincasa hispida (wax gourd) is the source of this 1892-nucleotide messenger RNA. It is a transcript of the gene ATG6, whose product is annotated as AUTOPHAGY 6. NCBI's taxonomy places the organism in Eukaryota, Viridiplantae, Streptophyta, Magnoliopsida, Cucurbitales, Cucurbitaceae. Gene Ontology annotation, molecular function: protein-macromolecule adaptor activity; phosphatidylinositol 3-kinase binding. Gene Ontology annotation, cellular component: phagophore assembly site; phosphatidylinositol 3-kinase complex, class III, type I; phosphatidylinositol 3-kinase complex, class III, type II. The record is from RefSeq and is a predicted model, not a curated record. Gene Ontology annotation, biological process: cellular response to nitrogen starvation; autophagosome assembly; mitophagy.
UGUUCCACGCGAAGACUUGCAUAAAGAACAAGACUCUUCACUAGUCAUUUUUCACAUUUGAAUCAAACAAUGGGUGACAGAAAAACGGGUCGGAUCCCACCGGCGGACCCGAAUCUUCCUCGAUUCGGCUGCCAGAACUGUGGCCAGUCCUUAUGCUUCAUUGGCGUCGACACCCAUGCCGAUAAAUUCAUCAACGAUCCUUCUGCUCGAUCCGGGAUGCAGGGGUCUGGAGUUCAUGGGGCCAGUAGCAUGUUAGCUUCCACGCGCAUGGAUAAUUCCUUUGUUGUGUUGCCAAAGCAACGGCCCCAAUCACAUGGAGUUCCUCGUCCUCGUGAGGGGGCUGGUCAGGCUGAUACAGGACAAUCUGGAAAGGCAAUGGAAGAGUCUUUUGUAGUUGUGUAUAAAAGUGAAUCUCCAUCUGAUGGAGGUGGAAUGCAUAUACCAUCACCUGAUGGGGCAAUACAGCCAAAUAAUUCUGGGUUUCACACUACAAUAACUGUCUUAAAACGUGCUUUUGACAUUGCCAAAAGUCAAACUCAGGUCGAGCAGCCUUUGUGCCUGGAAUGCAUGAGGAUUUUGUCUGAUAAACUUGAUAAGGAGGUUGAAGAUGUGAACAGGGAUAUUAAGGCAUAUGAAGCCUGCCUCAAACGUUUAGAGGGGGAGUCAAGAAACUUUCUCUCCGAAGCUGAUUUUCUUAAGGAGAAAUUGAAGAUUGAGGAAGAAGAGAGAAGGCUUGAAGCAGCCAUUAAAGAGACAGAGAAUGAGUUUACAGAAGUAAAUGCUGAGCUAAAAGAACUAGAGCUUAAAUCUGUUCGGUUUAAGGAACUGGAAGAGAGGUAUUGGCAUGAAUAUAAUAAUUUUCAGUUUCAAUUAAUUUCACAUCAGGAAGAGAGAGAUGCAAUUUUAGCAAAAAUAGAAGUUUCACAAGCACACUUGGAAUUGUUGAAGCGAACAAAUGUGCUCAAUGAUGCAUUUCCCAUUUGGCAUGAUGGAGAUUUUGGAACAAUUAACAAUUUCCGGCUUGGACGUCUUCCUAAGAUUCCCGUUGAAUGGGAUGAAAUAAAUGCUGCAUGGGGACAAGCUAGCCUUCUUCUUCAUACAAUGUGUCAGUAUUUCAGGCCAAGGUUUCAAUAUCGGAUAAAAAUAAUUCCAAUGGGGAGCUACCCUCGCAUCAUGGACAAUAACAAUACAUAUGAACUGUUUGGACCAGUGAACUUGUUUUGGAGUACACGUUACGAUAAAGCCAUGACGUUGUUCUUGACUUGCUUAAAGGAAUUUGCUGAGUUUGCAAAUUCUAGGGAUCAGGAGAACAACAUACCGCAUGAGAAAUGUUUCAAAUUGCCAUAUAAGAUUGAGAACGACAAGGUCGAAAACUAUUCCAUCACGCAAAGCUUCAACAAACCAGAGUAUUGGACAAAAGCUCUCAAGUAUACUCUCUGCAAUUUGAAAUGGGCUCUCUACUGGUUUGUUGGCAACACAAAUUUCCAGCCCCUUUCUGCAAUCGCCUCAUCACAUAACGAAGUUCCUUCAGUUGGCUCUUUUUAUACAAAGCGCGGAGCCGACUCCAGGUCUGACUAUGGAAAUUCUUUGAACAGGUGAUGACAAGUUGCUGACAUAUCUGAAUCUGUACAGGAAAGUCUAGGAUUUAGUCUCUCUCACUCUCUCUUUCUGUGUGUGUGUGUGCAUGAAAGCAUAUUCUUUUAGAGGUUUAUUGCUGUUUCUUCAUCAACUAUUAAAUUAGAUAGCAAGACAAUAGGUUAAUGAUGCUUGCUUUGUUCUUAGAAUAGAUAUGAAUGACCGUAAUGUCAAUUAAAAAGAACCUUUGAAUUAUAAUACCAUAUAGCGUUUUCUAACAAACUAAAAGGUAAAAAGAUGAACCUUACUUUGGUUUA